This is a messenger RNA of Magnolia sinica, 4972 nucleotides long. RefSeq names its product ABC transporter G family member 42-like. The coding region runs from base 284 to 4762 and encodes 1492 amino acids. Gene Ontology annotation, molecular function: ABC-type transporter activity; ATP binding; ATP hydrolysis activity. The transcript is spliced from 24 exons. NCBI's taxonomy places the organism in Eukaryota, Viridiplantae, Streptophyta, Magnoliopsida, Magnoliales, Magnoliaceae. The record is from RefSeq and is a predicted model, not a curated record. Gene Ontology annotation, cellular component: membrane.
CAUACGUCUCUCUCUCUCUCUCUCUCUCUCUCUCUCUCUCUCUCUCCAAUACAUGUCCGGAAUCUCUUGAAACAGAGAGAUUUCAGAGAGAAGUCCUCCCUUCAAAGACCCAUUUGUCCAAAACCUCUGAACCAGAGAUACUCGGUGUGAUUUCUUCUGUUUCGAUCGGAGAAGAGAAAAAUCCAAAAACCCAAUUCCCAGAAAACUUUCAAAACGUAGAUUUUCACGUAUUUUUCAUCUCUUUUACCGAAGAAGAGUAGAAUUAUACACAAGCUUCUAGAAGAUGGAGGGGUUCGAGAAGGCAUGGGGUUCAGGACGUCGAGCGAGCAGGAAUCUCAGCAGGAGCAUAAGCAGGAACAUGAGCAAGAGCAACUGGGGCAUGGAGGACGUGUUCGUGCGGUCCAGUCGAUCGCGGAGGAGCGGAAGGGGCAUCGACGAUGAUGAGGAAGCUCUCAGAUGGGCCGCGUUGGAGAAAUUGCCGACGUACGAACGGUUGCGGACGAGUGUAUUGAAAUCUUACGUGGAAAGCGACAACCAGGCGAAUAGGUUACUGAGUAGGGAGGUGGACGUCCGGAAGCUGAAUAUUGAUGAACGGCAGGAAUUCAUCGAAAGGUUAUUCAAGGUGACAGAGGAAGAUAAUGAGAGGUUCUUGAAGAAAUUCAGGAAUAGAAUCGACAAGGUUGGGAUCCAUCUUCCAACAGUAGAAGUUAGGUUCCAGCAUCUGACCAUUGAAGCAAAUUGCUACAUUGGGAGUAGAGCUCUUCCAACUCUCUUAAACGCAGCCAGAAACCUUGCAGAAUCAGCCCUAGCCGUGGUGGGGAUCAGGUUGGCAAAGAGAACAACACUCACCAUCCUCAAAGAUGGCUCUGGGAUUAUCAAACCAUCAAGGAUGACGCUUUUGUUAGGCCCUCCAUCAUCGGGGAAGACGACCCUGUUGUUGGCACUAGCAGGAAAGCUCGACCGUGAGUUGAAGGUCCAAGGAGAAAUCACAUACAACGGUCACCGGCUCGACGAGUUCGUCCCCCAGAAGACCUCUGCAUACAUUAGCCAGAAUGAUGUUCAUAUGGGAGAAAUGACUGUUAAGGAAACCCUAGAUUUCUCUGCAAGGUGCCAAGGUGUCGGAUCGAGAUACGAGCUUCUGACUGAAUUAUCAAGGAGAGAGAAAGACGCUGGGAUAUUCCCUGAGGCUGAAGUCGAUCUCUUCAUGAAGGCUACUGCAAUGGAAGGAAUGGAAAGCAGUCUUCAGACCGACUACACCCUCAGAAUACUAGGGCUUGAUAUAUGUAGAGACACCAUAGUCGGAGACGAGAUGCAGAGAGGGAUAUCAGGUGGCCAAAAGAAGCGGGUCACCACAGGGGAGAUGAUCGUGGGUCCCACCAAGACUCUGUUCAUGGACGAAAUAUCAACUGGUCUGGACAGCUCGACCACCUUCCAGAUAGUGAAGUGCCUACAACAGAUCGUGCAUCUGACUGAGGCAACCAUCUUCAUGUCACUCCUCCAACCUGCCCCGGAGACAUUCGAGCUCUUCGACGACAUCGUCCUCCUCUCUGAGGGCCAGAUAGUGUAUCAGGGCCCACGCGAGCAUAUCGUCGAAUUCUUUGAGAACUGUGGGUUCAGGUGUCCUGAGAGAAAAGGCGUUGCAGAUUUCUUGCAGGAGGUUACUUCAAGGAAGGAUCAGGAGCAGUAUUGGGUAGACAAGAGCACGCCCUAUCGUUACAUAUCAGUAUCUGAAUUCGCAGCCCAGUUCAAGAGAUUCCAUGUGGGAUUGCGUUUGGAGAACGAGCUUUCCAUCCCCUUCGACAGGAGCAAGAGCCACAAAGCUUCUCUCAUCUUCACCAAGUAUUCAGUAUCGAAAUGGGAACUUCUAAAGGCCAGCUUUGCCAAGGAAUGGCUUCUCAUCAAGAGGAAUUCUUUCGUCUACGUUUUCAAGACCGUUCAGAUCGUCAUAGUUGCAGUAGUCACAUCGACGGUGUUCCUAAGGACACGUCUCCACACGAGAACGGAAACUGAUGGGGCCCUCUACGUUGGAGCGGUGAUAUUUGCAAUUAUCAUAAACAUGUUCAAUGGGUUUGCGGAGCUAUCUCUGACGAUAAUGAGGCUUCCCGUCUUCUACAAGCAAAGGGAUCUUCAUUUCUACCCGGCUUGGGUUUUCACUCUCCCCAACUUCGUACUCAGGAUUCCCAUUUCCAUUUUGGAGGCUGUUGUUUGGAUGGUCACCACAUAUUACACCAUAGGAUUUGCACCAGAAGCUAGCAGGUUUUUCAAGCUACUGUUAGUGGUAUUUUUGGUGCAACAGAUGGCAGCUGGGCUCUUCAAGCUCAUUGCAGGAGUAUGCAGGACCAUGAUCAUAGCCAACACCGGCGGUGCACUAGCACUUUUACUCGUUUUCAUGCUCGGUGGCUUCAUCCUACCUCGAGAGGAAAUUCCCAAGUGGUGGAUAUGGGGUUAUUGGAUCUCUCCUCUCACCUACGCCUACAAUGCCGCUGCGGUUAACGAGAUGCUCGCUCCAAGGUGGAUGGAGAAAUUUGCAUCUGAUGGGGUAACGAGGUUAGGAUUGGCAGUGCUGAGGAACUUCAAUGUCUACCCUGAAAACUACUGGUUUUGGAUUGGAUCAGCUGCCCUUCUAGGGUUUGUCGUCCUUUUCAAUGUCCUCUUCACACUUGCACUCAUGUAUCUAAACCCCAUGGGAAAACGACAAGCUGUUAUAUCUGAAGAAGCAGCAAAUGAAAUGGAAGGCAACAAUGAAGAACCAAGGAUCAAAACAACAACAUCAAAAAGAGGUUCUAUGCGGCGGUCAUUAUCGUCUUCUGAUGGGAACAACACCAGAGAAAUGGCAAUCCGACGAAUGAGCAGUCGAGCUAUUGGGGGAUUUAGUAGAAACGAUUCGUCUAUUGAGGCUGCAGCUGGAGUAGCUCCAAAGAGAGGAAUGGUUCUUCCAUUCACUCCUCUAGCUAUGUCCUUUGAUGAAGUGAAUUACUACGUUGAUAUGCCUGCUGAAAUGAAAGAGCAAGGGGUGACUGAAGACAGGCUGCAAUUGCUUAGGGGAGUGACUGGUGCUUUCAGGCCUGGUGUCCUGACUGCACUCAUGGGAGUUAGUGGGGCUGGGAAAACGACACUCAUGGAUGUUCUUGCUGGACGAAAGACGGGAGGAUAUAUCGAAGGAGAUAUUAGAAUCUCGGGAUUCCCCAAGAACCAAGAGACCUUUGCUAGAAUUUCUGGUUAUUGUGAGCAAACUGACAUCCACUCUCCUCAAGUCACUGUGAGAGAAUCCUUGAUAUACUCUGCCUUCCUCCGCCUCCCUAUUGAGGUCAACAAUGAAGAAAAAAUGAUCUUUGUGGAUGAAGUGAUGGAACUGGUAGAGCUUGAUAACCUCAAGGAUGCGAUCGUGGGCCUCCCAGGGAUUACAGGGUUGUCGACUGAACAGAGGAAGCGCUUGACAAUAGCUGUGGAGCUGGUCGCUAACCCUUCGAUCAUAUUCAUGGAUGAACCAACGUCUGGACUGGAUGCAAGGGCAGCAGCCAUUGUUAUGAGGACUGUAAGGAACACUGUCGAUACUGGAAGGACAGUUGUCUGCACAAUCCAUCAGCCUAGCAUCGACAUUUUUGAAGCUUUCGAUGAGCUGCUGCUGAUGAAAAGAGGAGGGCAAGUAAUAUACUCGGGACCUUUGGGCCGGCAUUCUCACAAGGUCAUUGAAUACUUUGAGACGGUUCCAGGAGUCCCAAAAAUCAAAGAAAAGUACAACCCGGCAACAUGGAUGCUAGAAGCAAGCUCUGUUGCAGCUGAAGUCCGAUUGGAAAUUGACUUUGCUGAUUACUACCAGUCAUCUCCUUUGCAUCAGCGAAACAAGGCACUGGUUAAGGAGCUAGGCAGCCCAGCCCCCGGAGCGAAAGAUCUAUAUUUCCCUACACAGUACUCCCAAUCUUCAAUUGGGCAGUUCAAAUCAUGCCUUUGGAAGCAAUGGAUUACAUAUUGGAGAAGCCCUGAUUACAACCUGGUUAGAUACUUCUUCACGUUAGCCGCUUCACUAAUGGUUGGCACAAUCUUCUGGAGGGUUGGGACCAAAAGGGACAAUGCAAAUGAUCUAACCAUCAUCAUUGGAGCCAUGUACGCGGCUGUGCUCUUUGUUGGCAUCAAUAACUGCUCGACCGUCCAACCAAUUGUUGCCAUUGAGAGGACAGUGUUUUACAGAGAAAGAGCUGCAGGGAUGUACUCUGCAUUACCUUAUGCCCUUGCUCAGGUGAUCAUGGAAAUACCUUAUGUAUUCGUCCAGACCACAUACUAUACUCUCAUUGUAUAUGCCAUGGUCAGCUUCCAGUGGGCUGUGAAGAAGUUCUUCUGGUUCUUCUUUGUCAAUUUCUUCUCAUUCCUCUACUUCACUUACUAUGGUAUGAUGACCGUGUCGGUCACUCCAAACCACCAGGUCGCAGCUAUCUUUGCAGCCGCCUUCUAUUCGCUCUUCAAUCUCUUCUCUGGCUUCUUCAUACCUAGACCUAGAAUCCCAAAGUGGUGGGUCUGGUACUACUGGAUUUGCCCAGUAGCAUGGACCGUCUAUGGGCUGAUCGUGUCGCAGUACGGCGAUCUAGAUGAUGUAAUCGAGGUGCCUGGUCUGGGCAAGCAGACAAUCAAAUUCUAUGUAGAACACCACUUUGGCUACCAAAGCAAUUUCAUGGGGCCCGUCGCAGCGGUCUUGGUUUGUUUCUGCGUGUUCUUCGCCUUCAUGUUUGCAUACUGCAUCAAGGUCUUGAAUUUCCAAAAUAGGUAAGAGGGGAGAGAGAAGUGGAAGAGAUUAAAACAAGAUUUUUCAUGUUCAUGUAGUUAUUUAAACAGAUUUUGUAAAUAUAUGUAUUAAGGAAGCCAUUGAAAAUAUGGUGGCCAUUUAAUAUGAGAUUUGAACUUGUUGUAACAAAGCAAACAAUAGAUGGUGCAUGGGAAUAUGGUACAUGUAGUUGCACAUGAGGGGUCAUGGGUAAUG